This is a messenger RNA of Mucor velutinosus, 588 nucleotides long. Its product is annotated as Arf GTPase arf1. The record is from RefSeq and is a predicted model, not a curated record. Lineage: Eukaryota; Fungi; Mucoromycota; Mucoromycetes; Mucorales; Mucoraceae. The transcript has a single exon. Bases 1 to 588 code for a protein of 195 amino acids.
AUGUGCUUGCAAAAUCAAAAAUUACCCAACUCUAUCAUUGAUAACAUGAAAUUCACCCUUUUGAUAACCACUGCUUUGGCCUUGUUUGCUACUGCCUCUACUGCUAUGCCUACGCAUCAAAAUUGUGCUAUUGCAAACUCCUCUGCUCCUUCCAGCUCGUCCUCUGGCUAUGACAUUCAUUUGAAAUCAGACACUGCCUUCUGCUCUUUCAUGCCACCUCAUCCCGGAGACAAUGUUGGUGCUACAGAAAACAACGGUAUUCCCUUCUGUACGAACGCUACUCUUGGUGGACAAGUCUUCCCUCAAGGUUUCAUCAAGACUGCCCACUUUUUGAAUACGACUGAUUACGCUCAGGUUACGGGUACAAUUGACAGAGCUGCGUAUCAACUUGAUCCCAACGAUGGCGGAGGACAAUACGACAACAUGGACAUCAAGAAUGUCACUUGCAAUGGCUACAAGUUCUUUGUCAAUCUCAUUGAGCCUGAUGCUAACGUGUUCUGUAUCCGUUGUUGUGAAAACCAAUCGGAUUGUAACUUGGGAAUCUCUACCUAUGGUUGCGAGAGAAUUGUCCCUGGUGACUAUAGUUAG